Prunus armeniaca (apricot) is the source of this 2256-nucleotide messenger RNA. The record is from the annotation of a GenBank genome assembly. Lineage: Eukaryota; Viridiplantae; Streptophyta; Magnoliopsida; Rosales; Rosaceae.
AUGCAACCUCUCCUUCAUAUGAUCAUCUUGUUGUUAUGGCGCACAAGUCGAGCAGCGGCAUCAUCAUCAGAUCAAUUAGCACCAAUAGCAAAGCCUAACUGCGAAUCGCAUUGCGGAGAUGUUAGCAUCCCAUACCCUUUUGGGAUUGGUCCCAGCAGCAAUUGUUACUUGUACGAUUGGUUUGAAAUUGAGUGUGACAACUCCACCAGCCCUCCCAAGCCUUUCUUGAGGCUUGCCAAGCUAGAGGUGCUCAAUAUUUCUAUUGAUGGCAUGCUUCGGGUUAACAACCCUGUUACUUUCCUCUACGGAGGAAGAGGAAUUCGCAAAGUAUUGCUAAAUUUGACGGGAAGUCCUUUCGUGUACUCAAAGUACAAUAGACUCACUGCAGUCAGUUGUGGCAUCUUUUUGGCGGUAAUGUCAGAUGAGACUGUAGUUGGUGGAUGCAUGUCAACUUGUGAUAAGGAUCAUUUUCGUAGAGAGAAUUACGGAUGUAUUGGUAUUAACUGUUGCCAGACUACCCUUCCCUCAAACCUCAGUGUCAUCACCAUUGAGUUGCAGCCAGAAUCUGAAAUGGGAAUGCGAAUGCAAACACGAACAGGAACGAGAAUGGAUGACUACAACUAUGCCUUCAUUGUUGACCAAGAAUGGUUUGAGAAUAACUCAGACGUCAAGGACAAGGGCAGCGUUCCUGUGGUGCUAGAAUGGAGCUUAAGCUUAGACAAUAUGAAUAGUUCGUCAGCCAAACUAUAUGAAGAAUUCAUUGGAAACACAACAGAAAAAAAUUUACGCAAUCCUCUCAAGUCAUUUGAAGGAAGCGACCCCACACCCUAUUGCACAACAUAUGAGCCCAAAUAUUUUAUGCAAUCAACUUAUGAUAAUCAAUCAAGGCUUCAAUGUUUUUGCCCGUUCGGCUUUGAAGGAAGUCCAUAUCUUCUCCAACCUUGUCAAGAUAUAGAUGAAUGCAAAGGCCCUAAUAAUUGUGAGAUUGAUGAUCCUGCAACGAAUUUGGGUGUCACAAAUACAUGUGAGAAUUAUGUUGGAGGUCAUAGAUGCUACUCAAUUGAAACUGGUAUUGCAUGUCAGUAUUAUGGUACAGCUGAUGCUCUAUGCUUCUUCCCUCCCAGAUGGUCGUUUUACUACUUUCCAAUCCAAAUCAUUCUUCUUGGUCUUGGCUUGAUUCUUGGGCUUUUGCUCCUACUUAUAUAUGUGUACAAACGUAUACACAAAAGGAAAAAGAUUAAACGCAAGGAAAUGUUUUUCAAACGAAAUGGUGGUUUAUUGUUGGAGCAACAAUUAUCAUCAAAUAAAGGUAAUGUAGAGAGAAUCAAGUUGUUCAAAUCCAAGGAGUUAGAGAGGUCCACCCAUAAUUUUAAAAUUAAUAGAAUUCUUGGUCAUGGAGGCCAAGGUACUGUUUACAAAGGCAUGUUGGCAGAUGGAAGAAUCGUUGCCAUAAAGAAGUCUAAAAUAGUGGAUGAAGGCAAACUUUCAGAAUUCAUUAAUGAGGUUGUGAUCCUUUCACAAAUUAACCACAGGAAUGUGGUUAAAAUAUUGGGAUGUUGUUUGGAGACUGAAGUUCCUAUUUUGGUUUAUGAAUUCAUACCCAACGGAACCCUUGCUGAGUAUAUCCAAGGGCAAGUUGAGGAGGUUCCACUUACAUGGGAGAUGCGGUUACGAAUUGCCACAGAAAUUGCAGGAGCUCUUUCCUACUUACAUGGUGCAGCUUCCUUUCCCAUUUUCCACAGGGACAUCAAAUCAACAAACAUACUUUUGGAUGAAAAAUACAGAGCAAAAGUUGCUGAUUUUGGAACUUCACGAUCAGUUUCCAUUGACCAAACUCACCUGACAACACUUGUUAAUGGUACAUUUGGUUACUUGGACCCGGAAUACUUCCAUUCAAAUCGAUUUACAGAUAAAAGUGAUGUGUAUAGCUUUGGAGUAGUCCUUGUUGAGCUCUUAACUGGACGAAAACCCGCUGUUUGUGCAGUAACAAGUUCAGAAGAAGAUGAAUAUAGAAGUCUUGCCACACAUUUCAUUAUUUCGAUGCAAGAAGAUCGUCUAUUUGAUAUUGUUGAGGCUCGAAUUUUGAAGGAGGGCUCUAAAACAGGGAUCAAUGAGUUUGCUAACCUUGCAGGAAGAUGCCUAAAUGUGAAUGGGAGGAAUCGUCCUACAAUGAGAGAGGUCACUACCGAGUUGGAGGCCAUCCAAAAGUCAGAAACAACUUAUAAUGGUGCUCAACCGAACUAUGAAAGGGUGUAA